GUGGGGGCGGGGGGGGGGGUUGGGGGUAAGAUGGCCGACGAAGGCGGUGUCACCAUCCUGGAGUAUUUCAGCGAAGACGAGGGCUACAAGUGCGGUUACUGCAAGGGGAGCGCCAGCAGUCACUCCAAUGGAAUGUGGGCUCAUGCUAUGACGGUCAAGGACUAUCAAGAUCUAAUAGACCGAGGAUGGAGAAGGAGUGGCCUGUAUGUUUACAAGCCUACAAUGAAGAGAACGUGCUGUCCUCAGUAUACUAUAAGGUGUCAUCCUUUAGACUAUAAACUUUCCAAAUCUGGCAAGAAAGUGUUGAAGAAAAUGACAAAAUUCCUUUCCAAAGGAGAAAUACCAAAAGGAGACGCUGAACCAAUGGAUUCUCACUGUGAAGAUGCUGGAAGUGGUGAUUUAUCUGUGCCGUGCACCUCAGAAGUUACUGUAAAUAUAGAGACACCUUUGAAAACUGUGAGCCUUGAAGAAGGAAAACAAGAGUCCCUUGACAAAGUGGAGACGGAACCUCAAUCAGAUGCUGCAAGAAAAGGAGAGCUCUGCCAAAUUCAUCCACCCACAGAGGCAAAGGACUCGAUUUCUUCACCAAAGACUGUGCCUAAACCAGGGCAAGGAGCCGAUCCGAGUAAACCACCUUGCCGUAAAGCAAAGGAGGUUCGGAGGGAGAGAAAACUGCAAAAACUCCUACAGCAACAUACAGAAGCAGUUGAUAUGUCUCAACAAGAAACCUCUUGUGCCCAACCACUUGCACUGCAGCACCAAAUCCCUCAAGCCAACCAGCCAAAAUCAAUUGACGAAUUCAUAUCCGAGUCUCUAUCUACAAUUGCAGCACAUCAACUCGAGGUGAGGUUAGUGAGAUCUUCUCCACCAGGCUCCCAGUUCAAAGACACUUUUCAGGAGUCUUACCUGCUCUAUAAAAAGUACCAGAUGGUUAUCCACAAGGACCCUCCUGAAAAAGCAACCGAAUCACAGGUGAAACUAGUGCCUGUCUCCUCCGAGGAUCCAGAUUUCACUGAAUCCUUUAAGCAGUCAGCGACUUUGUAUGCCAAGUAUCAGAUGGUUGUGCACCACGAUUCACCUGAUGAAUGUAGUGAAUCAGAGUUCACACGAUUCCUUUGCCAAUCGCCCCUCAAGGCAGAGAAACUACCAGAUGGGCCUGACUCAGGCUAUGGAUCAUUUCACCAGCAGUAUUGGUUGGAUGGAAAGAUUAUUGCAGUUGGAGUAAUUGACAUUCUUCCAUCCUGUGUCUCCUCUGUGUACCUUUAUUACGAUCCAGAUUACUCGUUCUUAUCAUUGGGUGUUUAUUCUGCUCUCAGGGAAAUUGCUUUUACAACUCAGCUCCAGAAGACAGCCACUAACCUACGGUAUUACUACAUGGGCUUUUAUAUCCAUUCAUGCCCUAAAAUGAAAUAUAAGGGUCAGUACCAUCCAUCUGACUUGCUGUGUCCAGAGACGUAUGUCUGGGUACCCAUUGUGAAGUGUGUAGCGAAGUUGGACCAGUCUAAAUAUAGCCGACUAAAUGAGGACCCAAAUGCAGAUGAUGAGAAGCGCCUGGAUGACCUGAGCAGUGUGUUGGUUCUGUACAAGGGUACAGUCAUGCCUUACACUAUAUAUCGGAGGAAACAAAAGAAAGCCAAUGAUGAGGCGGUUGUACGACAAUAUGCAAAUCUGGUCGGACGGACAUGUGCGGAGCGGAUGCUCUUGUAUCGAAGCUAAAUGUGGGUUUUAUGUUCAUAACAUAGAGAGAAGAAAGUAAAACUUCUGAGCAUAGUAUUGUACGAAGCUCCUAUUUAAAAAAAAACUACAAACAAAAAAAAUUACAAACUCAGGCUAACCACUUCAUAAAUUCCACGUGUAUAAGUGGAACUCUUACAUUUUGUCUACUGUAUUUCUCAAAGAAUUGAGUCCUCGUGUUACAAUCAGAAACAGUUUGAAGAAACCUUCCUAUUGUGCAUUUGGUUAAAUAAUAUGUGGACGAGGAUUUUUGAAAGAGAAAAUUAUCAUUCGAAAAUUGUCGGCAACGGGCAAGUUAUGCUACUUCAGGAAAAACAAACCAAAACAGCUUGUUUUCAGCACUGAUGUAUGAUAUGUAAGGAAAUAUGAGUCACAUUCAACCUUGUUAAGCAGUGAUAUUCAUAAGCAAAACACAAGGUGUACUCCAGUGUAAGCCCCAUGCAUUUGACCUCAGGAGACUGAUAUUUUUGACCUUUGGAUACAAGUAAGACCUGGUGGCAACAGAAGCCCAAACAAUCUCCCUUUAGCAGCAGUGAGAAUUUGUCCCCACAUAUAAGGAAUUAUUUACAUGUGCAGCAUUUCAAUAACACAACAAAAGUGUGCAAAAACUUACCUGUUUAUGCUUGGCUUAGUUUGAAUAGGAAUAUUACUUUGUUUGUGUGUGUGAUAAAAGCAUUGAUUCAUACUAAAUGCGUUACCCGCAUCUGGGUCUCUACUCAAAUGAUCAACCACAGAAUGAUUGGCUCCAGUAGUAAGUGCGCUUCUUUCACACUCAACCAUAGCAUCCACAUAGCAAGUUAUCAUUGAAGCACACAGAAAGGCUUAUUGAUAAUGUAUAUACAGGUUCCAACAGGAGCCGCAUGGCUGAAGCAGCAUCUGUUCAUGCUAGAGCAGCACUUUUCCCAUAGCAUUCCAAAGAAAACAUUGAGUUGUUAUGGAGGUGGCAAAGCUCACUGCACUGUGAACCAUCAUUGUGAAUUGGGCCCAGUCAGAGGGCAAGGACAAGGUGGGAGUCCCAUGAGUAUUGCCUCCUGCACGGGAGCAAUAUUCAGCCGAAGAGAGGCAUGUGGAAAAGGCAGACCAGAAAGAGACACAAAUAGAAAGGUUGUAGGCAUCCUUCCACAAGCCCUCCAAAACAGUGUCAGUGUGCGUAGAGGAGGCACAGUGGGAAGCGAUUGGAAUCGUAUUAACAGGGUUAAACAACAACAUGAUUGCAUUUAUAGAGCGCCUUUCACG
Messenger RNA from Callorhinchus milii (elephant shark), 2970 nucleotides. RefSeq names its product arginyl-tRNA--protein transferase 1. The record is from RefSeq and is a predicted model, not a curated record. The transcript is spliced from 13 exons. Lineage: Eukaryota; Metazoa; Chordata; Chondrichthyes; Chimaeriformes; Callorhinchidae. Bases 31 to 1716 code for a protein of 561 amino acids. Gene Ontology annotation, molecular function: arginyl-tRNA--protein transferase activity. Gene Ontology annotation, biological process: protein arginylation. Gene Ontology annotation, cellular component: cytoplasm.